AUGUUCAGAUCCACCCUUGUCCGUCAAGCUGCCAAAGCACUUGCUCGGUCACCACGGCCCGCUGUGUUGGCAGCUACGGAACAGCGAUCUUUAGAUACCUUUGUCCGCUCGCUCUCAUCGACAGCUCUCCGUUUGAACAAAGACGAUGAUAUCAAGAAAGACCCCUUCCUAACAGCGACCAACAAAGCUCCCGAGGGCACAUUGGGAGAGACAGAAGGUCGCUUUGCCCGUACUGAUGAGAAUGUCAAGUUCGAGUAUCCCGAUGACGAGAACAUGCCUCGGUCUCCAAUUGUUCAGGGUCGUGGUGGUAUGCAUUUCAAGCGUACACUCGCUCAGUUUUCGCUCGAGAACAGGGUUACUCUUGUGACUGGUGGUGCUCGUGGCCUGGGACUGACCAUGUCCCAGGCAAUUGUAGCUUCAGGAUCAGAUCUGGCCAUUGUUGACUUGAAUAGAGAGGAAGCGCAGGACCAGGCCGCAAAGCUCGUGGAGCAAUUUCAGAAGGAAAAUCCGGGUCUGGAGUCUGACCAAUUGCCUACCGUCACCGCUCACUACGCCGACGUGUCCAACCCCGAAUCCGUGAACAAUGCCAUUGCAGAAGUCAUUGAGAAACACGGGAAGAUUGAUCACCUUGUUACCUCUGCUGGGUUUACUGAGAAUUUUGACGCCAUUUCGUAUCCUUACGAUCGAAUGCAGAAGUUGUGGGGUGUCAAUGUGGAUGGGACCUACUUGUUCGCUACCGGAGUCGCCAAGCACCUCAUGGAGCGCAAGGCACCGGGUAGCAUUGUCAUGAUAGGUAGCAUGUCUGGUGCUAUUGUUAACGUUCCCCAGCCUCAAGCUCCUUAUAAUGCAGCCAAAGCCGCUGUCCGUCAUCUUGCCUCUUCUUUCGCCGUUGAGUGGGCCCAGCAUGGCAUUCGCGUUAACUGUAUCAGUCCCGGAUAUAUGCUUACUGCACUUACUCGGAAGAUCCUCGAGGAGAACCCCGAGCUCCGCGAUAAGUGGAUAUCUCUCAUUCCUACCGGCAAGAUGGGUACUCCAGAAGACCUGAUGGGUGCUGUUACCUUCCUCCUGAGUGAUGCUUCCCGCUACGUUACGGGAGCUGAUCUCCGUGUUGAUGGUGGCUACACUCUGACUUGA
Messenger RNA from Aspergillus luchuensis, 1134 nucleotides. Its product is annotated as putative D-arabinitol dehydrogenase ArbD. The coding region runs from base 1 to 1134 and encodes 377 amino acids. Gene Ontology annotation, cellular component: intracellular anatomical structure. Gene Ontology annotation, molecular function: oxidoreductase activity, acting on NAD(P)H, oxygen as acceptor. The transcript has 4 exons. NCBI's taxonomy places the organism in Eukaryota, Fungi, Ascomycota, Eurotiomycetes, Eurotiales, Aspergillaceae. The record is from RefSeq and is a predicted model, not a curated record.